Monodelphis domestica (gray short-tailed opossum) is the source of this 14577-nucleotide messenger RNA. RefSeq names its product KIAA1549 ortholog. Lineage: Eukaryota; Metazoa; Chordata; Mammalia; Didelphimorphia; Didelphidae. The record is from RefSeq and is a predicted model, not a curated record.
AGCGCCGAGUGAAAGAUCGGGGGUCCCCGCAGCAGCCGCCCCUUCCUUUCCUCCUCCUCUUCUCUUCCGAGCACGCGCUCGCGCGCGCUCUGGGAUACUCACUCCCUCCCCCUUUGGGAAAGGCGGGUAGUCCCCGCGGGGGCCGGUCUCCUGGGGAGCGGGACCAGAUAGGGGCGGGGAAGCAGCCCCUGCUGCUCCCUGGCCAGGGCGCUGGGAGAAGCGGGCGACUCGGGCUGAUGGAGAACUGAGAAGGGGCAGCCUAGGCGGCCGCAGCCACAACCACAGCCACAACCGCGUCCCUCUCUUUCCACCUUCCCUUCCUUCCAGGCUCGGGCAUCUCUCCCCGCCGGCGGCCGGCUGUCCGGAGGCAGGAGCGCAGGCCGGCCUGGAGGUGGUGCUCGUUGGCCCGCCUUGGCCGCUGCCAGGCUUCUCUGAGCGUUGCCCGGACAGCUGCGCUGCGCCUCCCGGAGGGGGAGGAGCGGCCGGCGGCCGGGUGAGCGGGCGCUGGGGCUCUCAUCCCUUUUUCCUCGCGUCUUGUCCCCCAACCAGCAUCCUUCCCCGCGCGACCCGCGCGCCUCGGUGUGCCGCGAGAGAGGCCGGCCCAGGAGCGAACGGUGGGCUAUGCCGGAGGCGCGGCGCUAACUUCCGAGGGCUUUGCCAUGGACGGGAAGAUCCGAGGCUGCAUCGCCUGGGUGCCGGUGCUGGGGGGCCACGGGCCUUUCCUGCGCCUCGCCUGCCGCCCUGUGCUGUGGUUAGCGGGGCUCAUGGUGCUGCUGCUGACCCUGCCGGCCUCCUGCGCUGCAGAUGAACUAUCUCUGGAGCAGCGAAAUCUUUCUUUAUAUUCUGUUGAGCUCAUGUUGAAGAAGAACACGGUGCAGACUACUACGCGCACGGCCUUAGCAGAAACUGCACCAGAAUCCCAGGAAAACAAUUAUCUCCACGUGGUACUAUCUUCAUCUGCCACUUCUUUUGGCACAACCUUUUUUAACCAAGAAAAAAUGAGGCGAAACACAGCAGAACUAAAUAUCUCAGUUGUAGAUUAUUUCUCAGUGACAAGUAAUGAGGCAUUACUAAAUGAUGAUGGAUUGGUUCAUUCAUUUCCAGAAACACACUGGACUGCUACAUCUUCUCCAGUGGUGCAUGCCACAGUGAGUCAAUUAGAGCCAUCAAUAGAAACUGUGCUAACACCUUCAUUCCCAAUUACCUCUUUACACACUAAAGAUAUAAUAGCAAACGCAAUGCAGCCUCAGAUGACGUCUUUCAGUGACGUGUUCAGCCUCGUUAAUGUUGCCACUGAGACAGAUCAUUUCUCUUCAGAUGGCAUAGUUCUUACCCCAAGUAGCAAUCUUUUGCUUUAUCCCACUGACUUUUCAGUUUAUUUACCAAGUGUUGCAGUGGUAGAGGCUGUGGCUUCAGUGACAGGAGAUGUUGAAAGCAUGCCGUUCACCCCUCAGUCUUCAUUACAGCAGCCACUGAGUGGUAAUGUUAUGGAGCAGUUAAGCUUUUUCAGCAUUCCCAUGAGUGAGACAACACCACUUAUUAUGGUAACAAGUACAGAAAAAUACCCUGAAAUGUACCCUGAUAUGAAUCAAAGCAGAGAAGAGAUCUUGGCUCCAAAGACCUCCCAGAUUACAAGUAUUUCACAGGCAGAACUAGCUUUUAUGAGCAGCAUAAACUCUGCUUUGUUUUCUUCUAGUCUUCCAUUUGUAUCUUUUCCCACACAACCAGAUGAUGUUUCAACUAACCCUUUUCUUCCUAGCAACUUCAGUGAAACAUCAGAAUUCCCUGGGAAUUCAAUAGUAGCAAGUCAUGGUGGUUACACUGAGUUCAUCAGUCCUCUGCCCUCAUUCACACCCUCUACACAAUGCACUCAUUGCAGUUUGGUUCCAUCCCAGCAAGUUCUUUCAACAAGUCUCAUAGAGAAAGAUAUGGGUUCAGGAGAUGAUGCUGAGACAUUGACCUUUUCCAUCUUUCAAGCAAGUAGCAGCAUGCUGCUGAGUAGUGUAAUGGCUGAUUUCCCUGAUUUUGAGGAAAUAUCUGAAGAAUUUGACACCUCUUUCCCCUCAAGACCUAUGGUGUCAAUGUCUUCCAGAUUCAUGGAAGUUUCUGAUGUCAACAUUAGUAGUUCAGCUUUUAUGGAGGUGAUCCCAUCUAGUGCUGUGUCUACAUCAGUAUACCAAUUCCCUGAGAAAUCCUCUGUAGGAAAGUUAUUUGACUCUGCUUCCUACAGCUUCCUGUCUGUUCCUGAAAUUGAAGUAUUACCAUCUGGUGCAAUAGCAGCAUCCGACAUUACCAGUGUUCUCCUUGACUCAUCUUUCUCUAUCAUUUCGAAUUCAAUUGUGUCAUCAGUUGCUAUUGGAAAUGAAAAUCUUUUUGAGUCUCAUGGGUUAGUCCCUUCAAUAGAGCCUUUAUUUUUCUCUGAGCAGAAGUCUGUCAGUUUUGCAGAAGAUGAAUCUAGAAGCACUUUGGAUUUUGAAUCCAGUAUCUCCUCAACUCCUCUUUUGAAUUUCACUGGCCUGGUACCUUCGUCUUCUGAUAUUGUAACCUUGAAUUCUGUGAUGCCAAAUGAUUUGUCAACAUCUUUUUCUCAGGCCUUGUCAACCACAGUGGAGGCAUUUAUACUAUCUGACUCUCUUAGUUUGCAGUCACCUCAGUUUUUGGCCCGUAGCACCUCAGACCUUGAGUUUUCGCAACUGUGGCAGAAUUCAGAUCAUCAUUUAAAUACACACCCUGUUCCAUCCAUAAAUUAUUCUGAAAUAGCACCAUCAUCAAGUUUCUCAUCUCAUUCCUUUAGGUUCUCUGAAGCAUCAUCAAUUUUACAGCCAGAUUCUGAAGUUUAUAAUACCUCAGUUUUCACAGAAACUACCUCCUAUCUUGAGUUUUCAUUCACUUCCCAUGAAACUGUAGUUCCCACACUAUUUGCUUCCAGUUUUGAGUCUACUCCAAGUAUUUCAGUCAUUGGAUCACAAUUGCCAUCACAGUUGACUGUUCUUCAGAUGACACCCUUUUUAGCUGAGUCUUCAGUGAUUUUCUCAACACUUAAUCCUUUAGAUGGGCAUACCAGUGCUCCAGAAGAUUAUAAAUUUGGCUCAUUUUCCAAGACCAUUCUUAGUACUGUAUUAUCUAUAACUGAUAUCUCCUUGUUACCACCAUCUCUAUCUCCAAUGUCCUCAUCUAUAUCUGAAUUUAUCCUUUCACCUUUAUCUACAGAGCCAGUGAUUGUGGGCUCAUCAUUUGUACCCACAGAGUCACCCAAGCCUUUAAACCCUGUAUUUAGCAGAGUUAAUAUGAGUGCUGCUACUGUUGAUACUACCCUCAAUUACAAAACAAUGAAUCAGAAUCCAAAUGAGAGCAGCACAACUCCUGUUCCAUCAUCUACUCAUCCUGUGGACACCAUCACUCAUCCUGUGGACACUGUCCCUUAUCCUGUGGAAACCAUCACUCAUACUCUGGAUACUGUCACACAUCCUAUGGACCCCAUCACUCAUUUUGUGACUACCACUGAAGCUCUGAUUGAAACUCCAGCCUUGAUAACUACCAAGCAGCCAUAUGUGUGUGAUAUUACAGUUCCCGAUCCCUACUUGAUCACGGCUGUGCUGGCCCGAAGAGCUGUGCAGGAAUACAUCAUCACAGCAAUCAAGGAAGUGCUGAGGGUUCACUUUAGCCGGGCAGUAGAACUGGAGGUUUAUGAAAUCUUCCCUGACUUCUCUUUCCUGGUUACGUCUGGUCCUUUCAUUUACACAGCAAUUGCAGUCAUAAAUGUUCUUAUAAAUAGCAACCUUGUCCGGGAUCAGGCUCCUUUGAUUCUCUCAGUGCAACCUUCCUUUACUGUGCCAGAUUCCAGAUUUCAAGUUCAAACAGUCCUUCAGUUUGUGCCUCAGAGUGUGGACACUGGCUUCUGUAAUUUCACCCAGCGCCUUGAGAAAGGUCUCAUGACAGCAUUCACCGAAGUAAGAAAACACCAAGGAACUUACAACUUCACGGUGCAGAUAUUAAAUAUAACUCUGGGGACAUCAUGGACAGCUCCUCGCCAGGGACCAGUCAAUAUUAUAUUUGCUGUGAAAAGCAAGAAAGGGUUCUUGAAUGGAUCAGAAGUCAGUGAAGUUCUCAGGAACUUGAGUAUGGUGGAAUUCAGUUUCUAUUUGGGAUAUCCUGUGCUGCAGAUUGCUGAACCCUUCCAGUAUCCCCAACUCAAUUUAUCUCAGCUGAUGAAGUCAUCUUGGGUAAGAACGGUUCUCCUGGGUGUCUUCGAGAGGCAGCUUCAGAAUGAAGUGUUUCAAGCUGAAAUGGAACGGAAACUGGCCCGGCUGCUCAGUGAAUCUUUAGCCAGAAGGAGGGUAUGGAGACGAGCCACCUUUGCAGGAAACAAUGUAGUGCAGGUUGUUAAUGUCUCCCGGCUAGAAGGUGAUGACUAUCCAGUCCAACUAAUUUAUUUUGUAGAAGAUCAAGAUGGAGAAAGGCUCAGUGCAGCAAAGUCUUCAGAUAUGAUCAACAGGAUAGAUAUCCAGAGAGCCGCCAUUAUCAUGGGCUACCGCAUCCAGGGCGUAAUUGCCCAGCCGGUAGAUCGGGUGAAAAGAUCACCUUCUGGGUCCCAAAGCAAUAACCUGUGGAUCAUUGUUGGCGUGGUGAUUCCAGUGAUUGUGGUGAUGACCAUCAUUGUCAUUCUCUAUUGGAAACUCUGCCGCACAGACAAACUGGACUUCCAGCCUGAUGCCGUGAGCAACAUUCAGCAGCGACAAAAGCUUCAGAUCCCUAGUGUGAAGGGAUUUGAUUUUGCCAAGCAGCAUCUGGGUCAACACAAUAAAGAUGACAUAUUGAUUAUUCAUGAGCCAGCACCACUGCCAGGACCAGUGAAGGAUAACACUACUCCCUCUGAAAAUGGAGAUGUGCCAAGCCCCAAGUCAAAGAUCUCUUCAAAGAACAUCCGUCACAGAGGAAGAGUUUCUCCUUCAGAUGCUGACUCUACAGUAAGCGAAGAGUCCAGUGAGAGAGAAGCUGGGGAAAAACCAUCAGGAGGUGUCAAUGAGGGCAAAGCACGAAGAGUGCCCCCAAGUGGACCACCACUCACCAGUACUGGAAAUGAACAGCAUUCAUCAGCAUCAAUCUUUGAACAUGUGGAUAGGAUAUCCCGCUCUUCAGAAGCUAGCAGACGGGUCCCCAGUAAGAUCCAGUUGAUUGCCAUGCAGCCAAUUGCAACACCUCCAGUUCAGCACCCAGUACUAACUGACCGAGUGGCAGAAACUAACAAAAUCAACAAAGAGAUCCAGACUGCCCUUCGGCAUAAGUCAGAGAUUGAACACCACCGAAACAAGAUACGUCUCCGAGCCAAGCGCAGAGGACAUUAUGAUUUUCCAGUGGUUGAUGACCUGUCAGUGGGCGACACCAAAGAACGACAUCGGGUGUAUCGAAGGGCUCAGAUGCAGAUUGACAAGAUCUUGGACCCUGCAGCCAGUGUGCCUUCUGUGUUCAUAGAGCCAAGAAAGAGUUCCCGUGCAAAACGUUCUCCGAAGCAGCGCCGGAAGCACCAGAUCAAUGGAAGCCCCACUGAUGCUGAGAAGGAUAGAUUGAUCACUACAGACAGUGAUGGCACCUAUAAAAGGCCACCGGGCGUCAAUAAUUCUGCCUAUAUUUCAGAUCCUGACUUGCCUGCAGAACCUCAGUCACCUUCCUCCGCUGACCUAGGGAAAUAUCCAGGCUUGCCCUUCCCUGCUUCCCAGUACAUCCCGCCCAAGCCAUCCAUCGAAGAGGCAAGGCAGACGAUGCAUUCCCUCUUGGAUGAUGCCUUUGCUCUGGUGGCUCCCAGUAGCCAAGCAGUUCAGCCUUCUUCUGGUGCCACACCUGGAGUCCCAUCAGGCCUACAGAUCAACAGCACCCCUGCCCAAGAAGAGCGGCGAGCCACCCAAUGGGGUUCCUUCUAUGGCCCCACACAGACAAGCAGCAAUGCGUGUAGCAGAUAUGAAGACUAUGGAAUGACCCCUCCAUCAGCACCAGGCCCGCUGUCAAGACCAAAUUUUGGCCCUGGUUUGCUCCAGUCUUCAGAACUGAUACCAACUGAGUCACAGCAUACUCAGUCAUCAGCUGAAGCUUCAUUUACCACACGAGGUAUCUAUCCAGAAGAGGUACCCUCAGUGGCUCGGCCUCGGCCUGUUGGAGGCACUUCAGGUUCACAGAUGCAGCAUCUCACCCAGGUGGGCAUCGCCAACAGGAUUGGGACACAACCAGUAGAGAUUCCAUCCAGCAGAACAGGCCAGUAUAGUGGGUCAGGAUGGCCUUCCUAUCAUGGGGAAGACGAAUCGGGGAGACGAGAUGCUACUCAUGGGCUUGGACACCAAGAGUAUUCUUCUUCACCACUGUUUCAGGUGCCAAGGACUUCAGGCAGAGAGCCAUCCGCACCACCUCCCCACCUCCCCCACAGGAACCUCCAAGGACCAGGGCUGUGCUACAACAACGCCAGUUCUACGGAAGAUCUCCAGCCAGGGCAUUCCUCUGCUUCUCUCAUCAAAGCCAUUCGAGAGGAGCUCCUUCGACUCUCCCAGAAACAAGCCACAGUGCAGAACUUCCAUAGCUGAUCCAUCCUUCCCUUGCAAAUUUGCCAAGUAUCUGCUUCCUAUGGAAGUAAGACUAAAAGGAAGCCAACCGAGUUGUUGUUUUAUAAGAGGGGUGAACCUCUACUGUACAAGAUACCGAUGCGUGUGUCUGCGGGGGGAGGGGGGAGGGAAAAUGGCAAGUUGUAAAGACAGAAGAUGCCACAAGUUACCACUUUACAGUUUGUAAAUCUGUUUAAUUAUGUUGGCCAUUUCAUGACCACUUGGAUUCAGCCAACUGCUGCGUUUUAGGUCAAAAGCAACACCAAACUCCACCAAAGGAUGACAGGAACAACAGACCAAGAUGACAAAAUUCCUCAAUUAAAUGAUUUAAGGGGGAAAAAAGUAGAUGGAUUAAGGGAUGAAAGGAAUCCAGUAUUUUUCAUUAUAAGGCUUUGUAGUUCAGAUAAGUAUGAUCAUGUUGCUGCUUUGUUUUCAGCAGGGGGGGAAAGAAUUCAAGGACGUUUUGUUAAAAGCUUGAUUUCCCCCCCCUUCUCCACAGGAACUCAUUGUAAUAGUAGUACUAACAGCAAGAAUAAUAGGACUGGCCAGAGAAGAGGGGGAAAAAGUAAAUGACUAGUAAGAAACCAAAAUGGGGAAGCUCUAAGUGCCGGAUGAUUCCAAACAAAACUGUCUUCUGCAUGUCCUUCUCCUUGUAUUCUGGUGCUGCUGCUCUAAGUGUUCCUUGACCUUUCUGUGAAAUGAAAUCAUGACCAUUUUUUUUUUUGGCAAGAAUAUAUUGAAGACUCAUUCUCUGCAGGAAAGGAAAACCUCUCUUGAAAAACGAAAGGCUUCAUAUUUAUUUGGUCAUUGAAAAAUCUGUCCUUGAUUAGAUUUAAAUUUGUAUAUGUGUGGACUUCAUUUUUUUCUGAAUUAGGUGUUUUCAGUUAUCAAUAGAAUCCCAGGUUAAUCAUAAAAUCCAUUUCUAUACAGUGAAACAGUUUUUGUUGAUUUUGAAUUGAUCACUUCUUAAGACUGGAAGUCAGAAGUCCUAGGUUAGAAUCUCUGCUUUGUCAGGGAGUGCUCUUUUGGUGACUUCAUAUGUCUGUAGUUUGCAUCAUUUUCUUCCUCUUGACAAUAAGGUCUUGGUUCAAUUGUAAUCUCUUGAUGUUCUUUCUAGCUCUAUGUCCUAUGAUCCUACCUGAGCAAAGUAUUGUUUUGUUUGAAAUACAGUGAAACCCAGGACAUCCCAAAUUGUUGUAGCUCUUUGGUUUUUUUAAUAACCCUAACCUCUGUCUUUGAAUUGGAGUGAAAUGACUUGCCCAGGAUCACACUGCUGGAAAGUGUCAGAGAUCAGAUUUGAACCUAGGACCUUCUGUCUGUAGGCCUGGCUCUCUAUUCACUAAGCCACCUAGCUGCCCUAACUUUGAAAUUUGUUUCUUUAAUAACGUUUUAUUGUAAUGAGGACACUGCUAGAAGACAAGUUUCCAGUAUGGCAGGACUGGGAAAACAAGGUCAACCCAGUUUUCCUAUGAUAAAUUGUGCAAGGAAAAGAGCUUUUUGGACCCAGAAAAUUUGUCUCAUCUCCUGACUUCUUUAUGUAUCUUGUUUUGGAUUGGAUUUUUUUUUUGGCAAGAAUAUAUUGAAGACUCAUUCUCUGCAGGAAAGGAAAACCUCUCUUUAAAAACGAAAGGCUUCAUAUUUAUUUGGUCAUUGAAAAAUCUGUCCUUGAUUAGAUUUAAAUUUGUAUAUGUGUGGACUUCAUUUCUCUCUCUCUCUCUCUCUCUCUCUCUCUCUCUCUCUCUCUCUCUCUCUCUCUCUCUCUCUCUCUCUCUCUCUCUCUCUCUCUCUCUCCCUCUCCCUCUCCCUCUCCCUCUCCCUCUCCCUCUCCCUCUCCCUCUCCCUCUCCCUCUCCCUCUCCCUCUCCUUCUCCUUCUCCCUCUCCCUCUCCCUCUCCCUCUCCCUCUCCCUCUCCCUCUCUCUCCUUCUACCUUAUAAUCGGUACUAAGCAUCAGUUCCAAAGCAGAAGAGCCACAAGGGCAAGGCAAUUAGGGUUAAGUGACUUGUCCAGGAUCAUACAGUUGAACCUAGAACCUCCUAUCUCUAGGUCUGGCUCUAUCCACUGAGCAUCCUAGCUGCCCCAUCCCUGUUUAGAAAGACCCAUAAUGUUGUUAGGACCAUUAGGCAGCUUGCUUUAAUAGCACAGAUUCUUCCAGGUGAGCACGGUAUAGAUGUGAAAAAGCAAAAGGAAGGAUACUCUGUGGCCCAGUCAGAUGUUUGACCAUAUAGACAAUGAAACAGUUACAGUUUCAGUUCAGUGAGGUUUGAUUGAAGCAGAUUUUUAAAUAUUUGAAAUUCAGAUCAGUUUCCCAAAACACCAAAAACAAAUGACAAAGCUUUCAUUAGAAACUUGUUUUUUCUUUUGCAAAUUAAUCACAUUCCAUUUUAUUCAAUGGUAAAAUAAAGUGAUCAGAUUAGAUGGGGGGGUUCUUAAUAUGGCAUUCAUGGACUCCCACCUUGAUAGCACAGUGUCCAGAGAUAAGAAGACCCAAGGGCAAAUCUAACCUCAGAUAUUUGUGUAUGUGACCCUGGACAAGUCACUUAACCUUUGCCUGCUUCAAUUUCCUCAUUUGUGAAAUGAGAAUAAUAGCACCUACCUCCCAGGGUUGUUGUAAAGAGAAAAUGAGAUAAUUAUAAAGUGCUUAAGCACAGUGCCUGGCACAUAGUAGGGGCUUAAUAACUGUUUGUUCCUUUCCCUUUCCCUUGACUCCUGAAGGUGCUACAGCUAGAUCUUAGAGGGUCCCUGAAGUUGGAUGAGGAAAAAUGACAUUUUUAUUUUUACUAACUGAAAUUUAGCAUUUCCUUUAAUUAUUUACAAACAUCAUUCUGAGAAAGGUGCUCAAAGGUUUUCCCAGAUUGCCAAAGAGGCCCAUAGAACCCCUCCAAAAAAAGUUAAGAAAUACUGAACUAGGUGAUCUUAAAGACUCCUUACAUCUUUAAAUUCUAUGAUACUUCCCACUUACUAGGAAAAGUUGAAAGGGGUAUCUCUGCUUACUGUAAGUCUUGCUUGAGCUUGUCAUUAGAAGGGGUGCUUUUUAGCUAGUAGUGAUUAACACUUAAAACAAAAUUUACCUGUUGUCCAGAAAGUCCUGGGCCUUCAGAAAUUUCUAAGUGAGAAUUCUAAAUGGUCAUCGAAAAAUGUUUUUAAAAUCAAAGUGGCUUGAUGGAAGCAUUUGAAGUUGGAAAAGGUGAGUGAAGUUGAAGGGUAAUAGGUACUUGAUGGCAACCCAAAGUAUAAACAGCUUAGAAAUGACUACUUCCUGGAAAGAAAAUUAAUUAGUAGGUGAAUUAACUUUGUGGAAUUUAUGACUGAAUUUUAUUAAGAAUGUUGAGAUGCGAUGACAGCAGAAGGGAUAUGUGUAGACACUCCUCUUCUCCUAGCUAUUGUUUGUAGUGUGUGUGUAUUUGCUCAUUUGAACAAAUGAUAGAAAAACAAAUCAUAGCAUCUCAGACUCAGAGGGAACCUCUGUGACCAUUGGUCUAGUAUACACUUGAUCAAGAAUCUCCUCUAUGUCCAACUUCCACUUGAAGGUAUCCAGUGAAGGGUUUACUCACUACCUCCCAAAGCAGCCCAUUUUCCUCAUGGAUAUCUCUGUUUUUUAGGAAAUGUUCAUUGCAUGAAGCCAAAAAUCAAUCUAUUUGCAACUUCAUCUGUUGUUUAUAGUUCUACCCUUGGGGCCAGAUAUCAGAAGUCUAAACUCUUUCCCACAACAGCUCCUCAUAUACUUGAGAACAACCUCAAGCAUCCAUAGUUCCUUCAGCUGGCCCUCAAAUGGCAUGACUUCAAGAUCCUUCAUCAUCCUUCUUACCCUCCUCCAGACAUACCCCUCCUAUACACUACAGAAAUAAGCUUCCUUUUGAAAGAAACAGCAUUAGCGAUUUGAAUUGGUCUUCAUUUUUCUCAAAAUGGCAUUCUAUCCAUGCAUCCGUUCUUCAAACUGUUAUUUUUUUAAAUUCAGGACCAAAGAUAAUAUGUAAAUCUGUUUGUGAUCUGAUACAGUAAGCCAGCCAGAUAGACCUUUUAUAGUUUCCUGGCUGGUGGAAUAUAUGACAAGCUUGCAUUCAUUUCUACUAAAAACCCUCCAGCAACAAAGCCUCUUGGGGGGGGGGGGUCACCAAAAUGAGAGCAAAGACAUUAGUAGAUAUGGCAAAAAAAAAAAAAAGAUAUUGUUGACUAAAACAAAUUUCCAGAAAACAAAUACAGCAUUCUCCUCCUGGCUUUCAAGGAAAGCACUUCAUUUUAAUGGUAAUUGACUUUGGGCUUCAAGAUACUAUUUUUUUCUUUGUUGGCUCUAAAAGUGAAUUAAUUUAAUAUUUGAAAAUAUCAAGUUGUAGGAUGAGUGUCCUGGUGGUACAAAUUGUUAAUGUAAGUUCAGAUAUACUUCAUCUUUUUCUUUUCCUCUCUUAAUCUGCUUUAAAAUAACUUCAUCUGCCCUCUUCCAAUUAAAUAAGCAUUUAUUAAUCAUCUCUCUGCAUAGGAUAGGCAGUGCUGACUGGAAGAUCAAGAAAAUGGGGGAUACAACUGAAUAAGCCUUGUUAAAAUAUAAUCAUUAAGUGGCACAUCAAAAUAAUUUAUUGGCAGGAUGAAGUUCUAUGUUAUUAGGUAGUGAUUAAUGAGAAAUCUAUGAUAUUGAUAUGCCUAGUUGGGUCCAUGGGGAGAAACAGAAAUAUCUUAGAAGAGAGAUUUCCUGAGCAACUUAAAAGACGUAAAAGUAGGUUAGCAAAUUAAUACAGGGAGCAAAUAAAGGAAAUGACAGGAUUGCCAGAUAUGAGAUGAAGUGAGUCUGGGUUUUGAUACAGGUUGUUUAACUUGGUCCCAGAAUAGAGUGGAAAAACAUGAAAGAUCUCUGAGGAGGAAGGUGGCAUUGUUAAGAGUGAUAGAUCAAUCCUACCUAAACUAAUUUACUUAUUCAGUGCCAUACCUAUCAAACUAUCAAGAAACUAUUUUAGAGAAUUAGAAAAAAUCAUAACAAUUCAUCUGGAACAACAAAAGAUCAAGAAUAUCAAGGGAACUGAUAAAAAAGAAAAGUGAAGGAUGAGGGCCUAGCAGUACCAGAUCUUAAACUGUACUAUAAAGCAGUGGUCAUCAAAACGAUAUGGAAGAGAUAGAGAGAUGGAUCAAUGGAAUAGACUAGGGACAAAUAACCUCAGCAAUCUUGUGUUUGGUAAAUCCAAAGAUCCCAGCUUUUGGAUGACAAUUCAGUAUUUGACAAAAACUGUUGGGAAAAUAGAAAAAACUGUAUGGCAAAAAUUAGGUUUAGAUCAAUAACACACGCUAUACCAAGAUAAGUUAAAAGUGGGUAUAUAAUUUAAACAAAGAGUGAUAUUAUAAAUAAAUUAAGUGAACAUGGAAUAGAACCUGUCAGAUCUAUGGGGAAGGAAAGAAUUUAAGACCAAGCAAGAAAUAGAGAACAUUAUAAGAUGUAAAAUGAGUAAUUUUGAUUACAUUAAAUUAAAAAGAUUUUGUACCAACAAAACCAAUGCAACUAAAAUUAGAAGAGAAGCAACAAACUAGGGAAAAAAUUUACUUAAAGAUAGGUAAAGACAAGCUGAGCAACUACAUUAAGGAAAAAUAGGAGAGAGGAGACUUAGGGAUGGGAGUCUCUAUUAGAAGGUUGUAGUAUUCCAGGCAAGCAAUAAUAUCAGCUGCAACCAACUAUGGAUCCAUAAAGAAAGGAGUCAGACUCUGGAAGUAGUAUGAAAGCAAAAUCAUCAGAAAUUUACAACAGGUUAUAUAUAAGGUGUGAAGACAACUGUUCAGAGAUUAGUAAUGUGGUGGCUUGAUCCAAAGUGAUGGAAAAAAAAGAAACAGGGUAAGUGUUACGGAAGGAAAAUAAUAACCCUUGCCACCUACAGUCAAUAAGUUACCUAAGAAUUCAAUCUUGAAUGGGGAAAAAAAGACAACUAGCAUAUAAAUUGAGUGUAUAAAUGACUAUGGGGGCCGCAAAGAAGGGAACGUGCUUUUUCAAUGUUCAUCUAUGGUUCAAGCACUUAAAGCCUUCUUUAUUUUGUUCUGUUCAAUUUCUAUUGAUACUCACUGUGUGUUUUGAUUUUAGUGGCAUGUGGUACUGAAUAGCAGAGGGGGAGGCUUCUCUACCCAGCCAUAUCUGUCCAUCUGUGUGAAACAAAUGGUGCAAAACACAGAUGAGGGGGCCUCCUACCUGAAACCAGUCUGAGUAAAAUUAAUUCUGUUCUUUUUUUUUUUUAAGUUUUCUAGUUUCCCAUUUACAGAUGAUUGCUUUAUUCCAUUUGCAGAGUCACUCCCAGUGAUUGCUCCAGGGAUCAUCACCCUAUUAACUUUCAUGCCAAUUUGCAUUUGCAAAUUUACAAGUUACUCAUUAAAUGUCAAAGAGCAAAGAAAUUAACCUCACCUCUUGCAAGCCCUUUGCUCCCAGCAGCCCUCCUGACUCUGGUUGGUGUGUCUGACUUUAGAAUUCACAUGAGUUUUUUCUUGUUUACCCUUUUCUUUGCUACCUCUGGGCAGUUCUCAAAGACCACUCUUUUAGUUCACAUUUGUCUAAAGGAAGACAAAGCAGGUAUCAUAUCAUAUCAUAGAUCUGGAGUGAGGAGAGACCUCAGAGGUCAUCUUUUCUUGCAGACUUUCAAUGGGAACAGAUUUUUCCCAAUUAAAAAAAACAACCCACUGAAUUCCUUCAUUUUAAAUUCAGAAUAAUGAAUUAGAAUUUGAACUGAUGUUAAAUAUGUAGGGGAGAUGGCUCCAUAUGGAAAGUUGCCUAGUAUCUACAUCUGGAAUUGAUCAAGAUUGUUCCCAUCAGUACUUAAAAUACUCAUUCAAGGAGAAUAUACUGUUUAUUUUCUCCUUAGAGGUUCUACAAGUGAUCUUUGUGGGACUGGGGUGGGGAAGGUGGUGUUUAAACAAAACUUGUGAACUACUUGCUACAAGAAAAUUCUGAAUCUCUGUUUACAUCUGUUAAUGUGUACCAUAUCACAAGUCCACAUGACAGCACUGCACUGCAGGAAAUGGGAAUCAAACCACAAAUGGGAAUGAGCAGACCUUGGGAAGAACAAUGGAAAAAUCAAGUGUCUUAACCUGCUGCCCUUUCAACCAGCUCACAGAUUUUUCGGGAGGUCCAUGAUCCAACUUGGGGAUUACUCAGACUCUGCUUUUUCCAUCUCUUGGUUUGCCUGCUUUGGGAGCCAUUCCACCGAUCUCUGGUACCUUUACCCAAGCACGAGCGAGAUGGCAGUUGAAUACCUUCAUUUUGGAGUCUCAUAUCAGUCAACCUCAUCACGUGGAACUGUUUGUCCACUUUUUUUGGCUAGUUUGGAACAAGGAGAACAGUUUUUUCUCAUGCCCACCCAACAGCCGGUGUGCAUUAUUGGGAUUUGCCUUCCAUCUUUAAGAGGCAGGAAAACUGAAAGGCCAAAUUCAAGUCUGCCUUCCAGGGUGGCCCUUUGGUCUCACACGUAUCACUAACUAAAGUCUUGUGGAACACAGGAGAAGGUAAAGGUCAACUUCAGACCCCUGGGGACUUGCUAAAGCAAAAGUCCCUCUGAUUUUCCUCUCAGAUGUGGAGUUGAGAUUGAGCGUGUACAGAGCGCAGAUUGUGGGAAGAAUGGUUCUACUGUAAAUGCUAUUUGGGGUUCUGUCAUUUCCCUGGAUAUUCAAGGACCAUUCUCCUGAUCUUUCCUAUCCCCUCACCCUAGGUUAUAACUGUUUAUAUAUGUAGAUAUAUAAAUGCACGGAAAGCCUAACAUCCGCGUUGCAACUUGAACUAGAUGCCAUGAUUUUCCUGCCUUUUCUAGGGAAGGGGCUUUUGAGUCUCAGUUCUGCAUACAUGGUUGAGAAAUCGAACUUUCCCCUUCUGUUGGUCUUUUAAGUUUUAACCUUUUGUAGCUGCAGUUUUCUCAUUGCUGUAGGUUUUUUUAAAGAAUAAUUUAUGCAAGUGUUUGGUUUCCAUGUUUACAAUUUAUACAGCUUUCCUAGCAGUUUAAAUGGAAAUGUCAAUAAAUACUAUGAAUUGGUGUCAAA